AUGAGGAAUUCAAGGAGCAAAAGAGAUCCUAACAAAUAUUGUAAAUUUCAUAAAGAUAAUGGGCAUACGACCGACGAAUGUUGCCAAUUGAAAGAUGAGAUAGAGAUUCUCAUCGCUCGAGGCCAUUUUAAGCAGUAUGUGAAAAGACAGUGCCAGGGAUACAACCAACCCCGGGAAAGCAAUAACGCUCAGAAGAGAUAUGUGAAGGAGAUAAAGAACGAGCAGUCGGUCUUUGCCCCAGAACCUUCCAAGAAGGUGAAGACCGAGGAACCCCACAUUACGUUCACAGAGGAAGACGAGAACAACGUGAGAUACCCUCACGUCGAACUGCUGGUCAUAACCAUUCAACUUACCAAUAAGAGGAUAAAGAGAGUGUUAAUAGACAAUGGGAGCUCGGUAAAUAUCAUUUAUAAGGAGACUUUAAAGAAAAUGGGGCCCGAAAAGGCCAAGUUAAGGCCUUGUAUGGUGAAUCUUUACGGAUUCACCGGGGAUAGCAUUGCUAGCCUUGGCAUAAUCGAGCUCGCAUUAACUGUAGCUGAGGCACCUGUAACUGCUACUGUUAUGCAAGACUUCGUGGUUGUCGACCUGCCCUCGGCUGACAACAUAUUGUUGGGUCGCACAGCACUGAUCGGACAAGGGGUAGUCAGUUCGAUCAAGCACCUAUCUUUAAAGUUCCAAACAUCAGAUGGCGUGGGAGUGGUGCAUGGCGACCAGAUGAUGGAUCGUGAUUGCUAUCGCAUAGAGUUGCAGCAUAGAAAGGUCGGUCAUCAGUUGAUGAUGAUCUUGGCAGGAGAAAACGAGAAGAAAGAGGAAGAUCUUGAUCCCUGA
Messenger RNA from Cannabis sativa, 828 nucleotides. RefSeq lists its product as uncharacterized. The coding region runs from base 1 to 828 and encodes 275 amino acids. The transcript has 2 exons. NCBI's taxonomy places the organism in Eukaryota, Viridiplantae, Streptophyta, Magnoliopsida, Rosales, Cannabaceae. The record is from RefSeq and is a predicted model, not a curated record.